Molecule: messenger RNA, 12336 nt
Organism: Anastrepha ludens (Mexican fruit fly)
Lineage: Eukaryota; Metazoa; Arthropoda; Insecta; Diptera; Tephritidae
Exons: 2
Coding region: 5178-6245 (355 amino acids)
Source: RefSeq, a predicted model, not a curated record
CUGAAAAACAUGCCAAUACUUGUUUGCUUCUAUAUUUUGGGAAAACAAAUAGAUAAGGGACGGAAUUUUAUUACUGAUAAGACUGGAAAAGCACUGUGACGUAUACUUGGGUAAAGUAAGUGUAAUGGGAAUUUUGAUUGUGAUAACAAAUAUAAACAUUUGGAAAUUACUAAGUUUUUCCCUACAGUAGUAAGGUUUUCUUAACAGAACGUACUGAUAGAGAAAUUUUCUGAAAACAUGCGAAAAAAGCUAACGAACACUCAAAUAUGUAUCGGUACAAAAAGUCAUCCCAUUAUCUUUGACACUGGUAUGCGCACGCAUACCAACAACAGAUAUGUAAGUUUUUUAGUUGGGGCACUUACAGCCCGCAACGCCAUCUGUCAUUCAAUGUAGUAGAAAUACUUGCUAAAAUAUUUAGUUGGACAAAAAUUCAAAUCAAUCGAUGAAUAUUUACUAUAUUAAACAGAGUUUCAAAAAGUGAAACGGAUGAGGGUUAAUAAAACGGAUCCCGGUUGAGCCCUAAUUUGUGGGACUCGUUUUCCGCCGUUCAAAUAUAAAUUGAGUUUGCUCGUUAAGAGUCUUUAACGCGUCCGACCAGUCCUGUGCUUCUGUUUGGAUGAAUAUCCGUUUUUCUAACGUUUUAGUUUCGAGCCCUUAAUUAAUUUCGUUAAACAUGCAGAGAUUUAUUUACUUAUAUGUUAUAAUCUAAAAGUUAUGUCCACUUCUAGUAGCCUUUCGUUCGUUUGUAAACCCCGACAACAGCGGGACCAGGCGCGCAAGUUGUUUUUAUUGCUUGCCACUUUAGUUCCUUUUUCCCAUUAUUUUUAAUAAAAAGCUAUUGCGAGCUAAGUAUUCGCAGUGAAAAUAAAUUGAUACGUCUUUCUUGUUUGAAGUCUACAUUGGCAAUGAUCAAGCUCCGCUUUAUUUGCAUAAUUCAUAUUCUUCAUGCUGCAUACUCACGUAUGCUUGAUGCUACUAAAGCAGGUAUGUUUGUUGCUAUUAAAUUAUUACAUGUUUGCUUAUUCUAUUUUAAAUAUAUUUCAACAAUUUUACUACUUCCUUUGUAUAUUUACUUUCAAUGACUAAGAAAUCGUUGUGGUACAAAAAGCAAUUGAAAACUGUUCACAGUCGCUGAUUUAUUGAGCGGUCGACACUCACAAUAGCAUCCAUAAUUGCUCAAUAGUCGUUGCUGUCUACUGUCGGCCAACAAUCACAAUGGAGGUGAUUGUCUUGCUAGGAUUAAUAGAUAAUGAUAUGAUGGAUUUUGACCUGAGAAUUAGCGCUUGGUGUAUAAUGUUGGAUGUUGUACCUCCAAGCUUGCCUGACACAAUGAUUGCAAGAGGGUCAGCAUCAAAGCCUGUCUCCUGUAGUUUUAUUAGGAGAUUAGCAAUGAAUAAACACCUCAAACUAAAUACCUCCCUGUGGACAGCCUUUCAUUGCCUUACCUGAGAGAGUUUCUGUCGUUUGGGUUGAUUAAGUGUUUACUCAUGUCCUCAACACUAAUGUCACGAUGAACUCACGCAAUGGGUAUGAAAAAGAAUCAGCUGGGAAAAAACUAUGCCUGAUAAUUGCCUCUUAUUAAGGGAGCUCGAAAGGUAUGGUCCUCUCUUGGUACUUUAAAAGGCUGGAAAAACCGAAUGGCCCAGCUGAACUUGUCAGGAGCAAAAAUUACUCCCGGUAACCUCCAAAUGAUUGUAGUCGACACAGACUGUUGUCGUAUUGAGCUCAGCCAUCUGGUAGCGAUGCUUCUAAUACAGAAGUAUUCGUUUACGACUAGUCUUUUAUUUUUCAAAGCAGCAGUGAUGUACCAAACAAGAUACGGUACGUAUAUGGCGUCUGUAUAUACAGUGGUGGAAAAAAAAUAGACUCUUAGCCUUGAAAUACAUUUGAUCGUUCAUAUCACCAAUAUUGUUGCACAAUUGUUUAAUAAUUUUGUACACGUUUCUUCGUUCAAAUCUAGUGCUCUCAACAACAACAAAAAUAUAAGAAAACACGACUCUUGCUCAUAGAGCACCUUAAGGGUCGACUAAAUUCGACUAAUUCCACUAAAAAUAUGCACUUAUUUAUGAAUUUUUUUUGGAAAGAUGAUUCAUGUAAAUUUAUUUAUCGAAUUAGUAUACUGUAAACUCAUAUUUCAAAAAUAUUUUCAAAAAUUUUCACAAGAAAAUAUACAAAAUUGAGCCGUUGACAGCAGAUCUACGCAGACGUCUCGAAAAAAAGGCAAUUUGCCGUGGACAGUUUUUCUCAGCAUUGGAUCAUCUGAAAUCAAAAAAUCAAAGAGUUUUUAUUAAAAAAAAUUUGUUUUCAAUUUUUUUUUAACAUUUGAAGUAGAAGUGCGAUUUUUAGACGCUAAAUCGCAUAAUAUUGUUUAUUCUAUAUUAAAAUAAAUAAAAAUUGAAAAAAAACCUCCCAGGGUUACCUCGGUAAUUAUGUAGAGAAAGUGUGUACAAAAUUUUAGGAAGAUUGAAAAAAAAACCUCCCAGGGUUACGUCGGUAAUUAUGUAGAGAAAGUGUGUACAAAAUUUUAGGAAGAUCGGUCGAGUAGAUUCAGAGAAAAAGUGUCCACCGACUUGAAAAACGUCGUGUUCCAGAAAAUCGAUUUGAGGCCGGCGGGCCAAUUAGAUGUCCUAAAUUCAGUAGUUUUCGCGAAGCGUUGUAGGAUGAGAAAAAAAACAAUUAGCAAAAUGAAGUUUUGGGGAUAGUUUAAUAUAUAUUUGAACUAAAAAAAAAAAUUUCUACAAUCUCCAACAAUAUAUUGUAAGCCGAGUUAUCAAUAGAUUCCCAGAGCGCCUUGCCACUGAAGUAUCCAACUUCUGUACAAGAUACAACUAGCAAUUUUCAUCUGAAAAAAAAAAAAAAAAAAAAAAAAAAAAAAAGAUUAUUAAUUCGACCAUAGCAGGUAGCCGAGUCGGAGCGGCCAACGGUUAUAAUGCUCUAACUUUGUGAGUUUUGCACCGAUUGGCUUAAAAUUUGGACAAAACAUUCUUGAGAUUAUGUACAUUCAUUUUCUCAAAUAAACCAAAAUCGAUUUUUUUUACCCUAUAUAUUGUAUUUGCUUUCAUCACUAAAGAUAACGGUUUUCCAAAACUCAAAACUUUUUGUUUUAUAUGUGUUGGCGAAGAAAAGCCGCUUUUCCUUAUUUACUUUUGAAAUGAGUGUCUUUUUCCUUCCCACACCUUCCUUCAUGGGUUGGCACGAAUUUCCACCUGCCUCAGCUCCGUAAGUGCCCUGACAUCUACAGUUUCUCCUAGAUCCGCCUUAACAGCUUCAUGAACUUUCGAGGUAUGGGUCGGAUGACUUUUCCAGCAGAAGCAGUAACUCUCCUUUUUUGACUCCGUGUAUGUUAUUACUAAGCUCCUUAAGACUUGGCUCUGUCUUAACGCGCUUCAAAAUUUCGGCAUAUGAGAUGCUACCAACUUCAACCCUUCUAGUUUUACUUUUGGCUGAGCUUGCGGCGGCGUUAACAAUUGCCAUCUGUGGCGUGCAAUCCGUUGUGCGCUUGAUCAGAGGUGAUGCUUGGGUACCUUUGUCUUGAAUGACAGGUUUCGCCUCAUUCGCCCUCUUGGUGCCUGAUUCAUCGGGGUAAAGACAGAUCUUCCUAGUUUUUUAUGGAGAUCCGUUAUACUCGCUAUCAGAUCCCUCAUUGGCUGAUUCAUGUUUCGCUUCGGAAGCUCCAUCAUUUCCGCUAACUCUUUGACUUUAUCGCCGAUUGCUUGGCGAAUUUCUUCAGCCGUCAUCGCCUUUACGAAACCGAAGUGUGCUGCAUACACGGUGACGUCGAUCUAGUCCUUCCGUGUUUGGUGGCGAGUGCGUCAGCCUUGAACUCCUUUGGAAAGGGUUUUUAAGGAGGUUCCCGCAGCCAUUAUUGCCAUCUGCAAUAACUGUUGCGAUUUUUGCUGUUACUUCAGCCUCUUCUGUAGUUUGUAAUUUUGUGUUAUUUGUAUUCAUUUUGUAUGUAUAUUCCGAUGCGUAGUCUCCAUUGACGAUUCCAUGGGUAUCUUUGCAUGCAGGGAGGCCAUGCUAGGGUUGACAAAGGCUCUUUAUAGGAGCUUAAGCUCAGAGCUGAAUCAGUGUUGACUAGGAAUAUUACAUCUAGACCUACGCCGACACUUAAUGGCGACGGAAUAUGGAGCGUUCCUAGAGAUUUGCCAUCAUUUUGACGGGGCGGGUGCAACUGCACUAUUAGUCGGAAUGCCGUUUCUGCUGGAUACCACGCCGCAUACUAAGGAAACAGAAUAGUGCAGCCGUCAGCUUGAGGUAUUAUGUCCAAUCAUUUUCCAGUAUGGCAUAUUUAAUACCUUACUGGGCUCAGUCUUAAUGUCGUUGUUGAUGGUUUGACAGUCGUACAUAACAUGGUGAACAGACACUGCCGUCCAUUAUGGAGCUGUCGCUACCGGUUUUUUGUAUUACUCAUCAUGCCUACACAUGAUGAGGUGGACACCUAUAUCUAAGAGGCGAUGUCUUCUCGCCACUGUCACAACAACUGCAUUAGAUUUAUGCUGGCUUUUAUACCGCAUCCUCCGCUCUUGAUCGCUCAAUUGUCGGGGAUUGCUUAUUCGUUUAAACUUAUUUCGCAACUGGCCUGCUACUACAGGCUUUCCGGAUAUCCGCAACCUGCCGACCCCCACGGUAACUUAAGCCGGCCAUACACAAGUAAUUGAGGAAAUCUAAUGGUUCUUCACGUAAUUCUCUCCAUAAAUUUAUGUCUGAAGAUUGAUUUCGCCUUUGUAACCACUUUUUACACCAUUGUUUAAGCUUUUUCGAUUUUUUUCUAUUUUUUAACAAGAUAAAAAAGUAAAGCGAAAUGGGCGAUAUCGUCUUGCUUCUUCGAAUCCAUUGCCAAAACUGAAGAAUUGAACUGUAUGUGUGUUUGCUUCAACAGUGUACAGUUUCAACUGACGGUUUAAACUGUUCAGUUUAAACUAUCAGUUGAAACUGUACACUGUUGAAGCAAACACACAUACAGUUCAAUUCUUCAGUUUUGGCAAUGGAUUCGAAGAAGCAAGACGAUAUCGCCCAUUUCGCUUUACUUUUUUAUCUUGUUAAAAAAUAGAAAAAAAUCGAAAAAGCUUAAACAAUGGUGUAAAAAGUGGUUACAAAGGCGAAAUCAAUCUUCAGACAUAAAUUUAUGGAGAGAAUUACGUGAAGAACCAUUAGAUUUCCUCAAUUACUUGCGCAUGACCGAAACAGUGUACCAAAAAUUGCUCUCGCUGGUUUCUCCGUUAAUAAUAAAGAGAGAUACAGUAAUGAGAAAAGCAAUAUCUCCACACGAGAGAUUAACUGCUACAUUGAGAUUCUUAGCAACAGGACGGUCGUAUGAGUGCCUCAAAUUUUCGACAAGAAUAUCACCUCAAUCUCUUGGAAAAAUUAUCCCAGAGACGAGUAAGGCCUUGUACAAAGUUUUACGGAAGUAUAUUCAGUUUCCCAACUCAGAAGAAAAAUGGAAGGAAAUUGCGAGUUCAUUCGAGGAAAGAUGGCAUUUCCCACACUGCAUCGGUGCCAUGGAUGGCAAGCACAUUGAUAUAAUUCCCCCAGAAAACUCUGGAUCUUAUUAUUAUAAUUACAAAGGCAAACACAGCAUGGUUCUUCUAGCUAUCGUUGACGCAAAAUACCGAUUCCUACUCGCGGAUUUUGGAACAAAUGGACGCAUUUCGGAUGGCGGUGUUCUUCAAAAUACAUCUUUCUUUGAAAAACUGGUGAACGAGGAUUUACAUAUUCCACAACCCGACGAUGUUACUGACAAUUUCAAAAAUGUUCCAUAUGUAUUCGUUGCGGAUGACGCGUUUCCUCUCAGAAGUGAUAUUUUGAAGCCAUUCAGACAAGGACUAUUGGAUUCAGCGACGAAAGAGGUUUUCAAUUAUAGGUUGUCUCGAGCAAGACACAUUGUGGAAUAUGUUUUCGGGAUACUUGCUUCACGGUUUCGUAUCUUUCAGACCUCAAUUAAUUUAGAACCAGAGAAUGUUCAACAAAUAGUAAUGGGCACUUGUGCUUUGCAUAAUUUUUUGAUUGAACAUCAGUCUAGUACAUACGCCCCUGCAAACUGUAUGUAUCAAGAAAAUACUCAUGAUGGAUCUGUCAUUUCUAUUGGUUGCGAUAGUUUAGAAUCAAAGAUGAUUCCACUAAAUCGUCGUAAUCGAGGAAAUAUUUGUAACGAUGCAAAAGCAGUCAGAGAAAAUUUUAUGAACUACUUAAUGAAAGAUGGCCAAAUCUCAUGGCAAAAAAAUCAUAUUUUGAAAAACAAAUAAAAAGAGACCACACUCUUUGAUAUUUACCAAGAGAAAUAAAAAUAAUGUUUAUGGAUAAAUUAAUAAUAUCGUGUUUUUCUUACCUCCUCACCUUCACUGUCCAGAUUUGAAAUUGAUGUCUUCGGAGUGUCUUGGUCUUGCAAGAAAUCAAACAAGUCGUAAUACCAGAGUGCCGGCUUGUAAAUGCUAUCCGCUGAUGAUCCAGACUUCUUUGACGCUUCAACUUUCUUUUUCUCUUUGCGAAAAGCAGAUCUCAAACUGUUCACUUUAUUAAUAACAGAUUUCUUCGUAGCACCAGGUUCAAUUUCGUCCAAUUUUUUUGCUAAUUUGGUAUAUGCAUCGUCUCUUUUCAUACGGUCAUGAUAAUCAUGACUCUUUACUUGCCAAAGACAAGGUUCCGAUCGAUACAUUUCAAUAAAAUCGCCAAUUAUUUGAUUAGGUUUAUUACGCGCCAUCUUAACUACGCGAAAAUUAUACUUUUAAAAAGGAAUACCACAGAAUACAACACACCUCCUCUUAAUUGAACUGAGAAAUGUACAGCGAACCCCCACACACGUAAUAAUCAGUUUAAACUUUCAGUUUAAAAAAUUGAAAAUUUCAUUUAUCUCAGUUCAACUGUAGAGUUGAAUUGAACUGAAACUGAAAUAUCCACACACGUGGGACUAUCAGUUGAAACUGUAUGUGUGUGGCCGGCCUUAGAGCCCAGCUUAGCAGUCCGAUCCAUAAGGAGCGUGGACCUCCGGGAGCUGGAUGGAGUGUGUGUGUGUGUUAGUGUGUGUGGGUUUUGCCACUGCACAUAAAACGUCUGCUCAAUUCGAAUGCAAAAACAGAAGUGAUUUUUUAUUUCAGCGUUUUCAGUUUCUUACAUUUAAAUGUGUGUUUGUGUGUUUUUACAAAGAAUCAAUGUGUUUGUGUGUUGUUGAGUCCCGUUCCAGGGAACUAGUGGCAAGGGUGUUGGGUUGGUUACUUCUGUCUCCCCAAAAUGAAGCGGAUGGUUAGGAACGGGUGUCCAGGUGAAUACCGCUGAUUUUUGUUAUGUGGAUUGGGCAUAAUUAGUGGUCCUUAGUGAAACCAACACAACACAAAAGGAUAUAAGUUAAGGGGUUAUACGCAGUUAUGAAGCAAAUAAAAGACGGGUUGUCAAGGAUUUAUCCUGAAGAAACUUCAGAAUAUUUUAAUUUGAAAAUUUUUGGCGGUUAUAAAAGCAUCCUUCAAGAACGUAACAAAAUUUUUUAUUUAUGAAAAUGUUGAUUAUAGAGCGCGCUGCAGUCGAUUUCUGGAACCUCCUUUAAACAAAGACGAUUUACGGUGUACAUCGUAACUCAGGAUUGGAUUAUCUGAAAUCAAAUCCCUUCAGGGAGCACCAACCACUUGGCCCCUUUUUCAUACUUACUCCUAUUUUCCAAUCCAGAGCAAGUAAAAAUCUGUUGUGGUUACCUUCAGUCCAGAACUUGAAGUGCCUUAACAAUUUAUUAUUAUACUUAAGCUAAGCUUAAUUCUUAAUCUAACAUAAUGUUGACAUAGCGGUUCACACGGUGCAGCGGCGGUUAUAUACUAACGCUGCUGCGCAUGUGUCAUCGGAUACGCAUUGCUAGCGUAUUGCAGUCAGGUAGCUGCCUUAACUUAUAUGUAUGUCAUAUUUUGUUUACAAUACAACGAUUGAUUCCGUUCCAUUUGACAAUGCAUAUUAUAUUUACACAGUUACCUUUUACUUUCUACUGCACUUUACUUAUGAAUAAAAUAAUGAUGCUUAGCAUAAUUAUAAGUAGAUCCAUUCCUGAGCCGGCUACGCCAGUUACCAUCGGGAGCUGGAUGGUGUGUGUAUAUGUGUGUGUGGGUUUUGCUACUCACCAAAAACAGAAGUAAUUUUUUAUUUCAGCGUUUUCAGUUUACAUUUAAAAGAAAAGAAACAAUAUAUUUAAUAAUAUACUUACGUUGUCAAGUUCCUUAUUGCUAAUUAAUACUUAUGAAAUUUCAAUGGUCACAGCAUAUGCGGUAUCAGUUAAGCCGCAAACAAAACUAAUUGUAAAUACACAAAUACUUGCGAGUAGUACAAGUAAGCAUGUAUUAAUUUUUGUAAUCGCUGUUCUCUAGUUCGAGUAUAUGGCAUUCGUGAUCAGACAAGACGCGUACACAAUUUACUUCAACAGAAAAAUUACGAUUAGUAUUUAUACUCCCAAUGCAGAGUAGCGGCCUUGAGCGAAGAGAGAUUUGUAUUCUACUUUGAGUAGAGUACAAUGCAAAGAGUACUUGAAAGCGUAGAAGAAGCAAAUGUAUUUUUGCAGCCCCUUAAUAUGCAUACAUGAGUGCAUGAUGUUUGAAAGAAUCAUAGUUCGCGUUACUUUACGCAAACUAUUACGGGAAAUGUGGAUUCCUUUUAUAUCAUACCUGAAGAGAAUUUGUUUUUUUCUUUUUUGUUUAGAACCUAACUCCCCUAAUGGCUGACCUCCACCAAUUUCCUUUUGGCACGUGUCGGCGUCAGUUCGGUGAAAAAAUAUGAGCUUAAGAAAUUUUUGCAUUGUUUGAAGUGCCUCUAGAAACGGUUUGUUUACCACAAUCGGAACGGUAGACGCUAUUAACACUAAGGUGGCUAAAACUUUAUGAGAAUUUGGGGUGUGGCCUAAACAAUAGGAAUACUUUUAUUUAGCGUGGGAGUCUUUCGAUACAGUAUAAACAUAAUCUCUAACUGGAGUUUUUGAACAAUCUGUAGGUGGAAGACUUCCUGACUGGCAAUCACCACUGAAGACCUGUAACUGCAGGUACUUUUUGAUAUUUGCAAUAGGUUAAGAUUGAUCUUUUGAUACAGUAUAAUCAUAAUCUCUAACUGGAGUUUUUGAACAAUCUGUAGGUGGAAGACUUCCUGACUGGCAAUCACCACUGAAGACCUGUAACUGCAGGUACUUUUUGAUAUUUGUAAUAGGUUAAGAUUGCUAGUAAUUUCGCAAAAUUCAGCAGUGGAAUGAUAGGUUAAAUUUAAUAAUUUGUAGUUUAUAAGUAGAUGAUUAAAAAGUGAUGUAUCGGGAAACCCUACAUCGACAGAGCGUGAGAGAAAGCAAAAUAUUUAUAGGAAUACUUUUGUUGACCGUGGGAGUCUUUUGAUACAGUAUAAUCAUAAUCUCUAACUGGAGUUUUUGAACAAUCUGUAGGUGGAAGACUUCCUGACUGGCAAUCACCACUGAAGACCUGUAACUGCAGGUACUUUUUGAUAUUUGUAAUAGGUUAAGAUUGCUAGUAAUUUCGCAAAAUUCAGCAGUGGAAUGAUAGGUUAAAUUUAAUAAUUUGUAGUUUAUAAGUAGAUGAUUAAAAGUGAUGUAUCGGGAAACCCUACAUCGACAGAGCGUGAGAGAAAGCAAAAUAUUUAUAGCAAUACUUUUGUUGACCAUGGGAGUCUUUUGAUACAGUAUAAUCAUAAUCUCUAACUGGAGUUUUUGAACAAUCUGUAGGUGGAAGACUUCCUGACUGGCAAUCACCACUGAAGACCUGUAACUGCAGGUACUUUUUGAUAUUUGUAAUUGAUUAAGAUUGCCAGUAAUUUCGCAAAAUUCAGCAGUGGAAUAAUAGGUUAAAUUUAAUAAUUUGUAGUUUAUAAGUAGAUGAUUAAAAAGUGAUGUAUCGGGAAACCCUACAUCGACAGAGCGUGAGAGAAAGCAAAAUAUUUAUAGGAAUACUUUUGUUGACCGUGGGAGUCUUUUGAUACAGUAUAAUCAUAAUCUCUAACUGGAGUUUUUGAACAAUCUGUAGGUGGAAGACUUCCUGACUGGCAAUCACCACUGAAGACCUGUAACUGCAGGUACUUUUUGAUAUUUGUAAUUGAUUAAGAUUGCCAGUAAUUUCGCAAAAUUCAGCAGUGGAAUAAUAGGUUAAAUUUAAUAAUUUGUAGUUUAUAAGUAGAUGAUUAAAAAGUGAUGUAUCGGGGAAACCCUACAUCGACAGAGCGUGAGAGAAAGCAAAAUAUUUAUAGGAAUGCUUUUGUUGACCGUGGGAGUCUUUUGAUACAGUAUAAUCAUAAUCUCUAACUGGAGUUUUUGAACAAUCUGUAGGUGGAAGACUUCCUGACUGGCAAUCACCACUGAAGACCUGUAACUGCAGGUACUUUUUGAUAUUUGUAAUAGGUUAAGAUUGCUAGUAAUUUCGCAAAAUUCAGCAGUGGGAUAACAUAUUAAAUUAAAUACUCUUGUAUAAGUUAGGUUUUUAAACUCGCUUUUUUAUUAUAUCUGUAGUUGGUUUACAAUUUCUAUUGAAAUUAAAUAUAAGAUGGAGUUUGGUGGCUAGGAGUAACGAUAUAAGCACCAGUUGCAAAGCAGGACUAGCUACUGCUGAUCAUCUAGAACGGCCACCUUCUUUUUGAUUGGUGUAAUAACCGCUAGUGUUUGGCCGAGUUUAACAAAGCGUUCCAGUCGUUUCUUUCUUACCAAAUUCAGACAACGGCAUACAGGCAACUUCGGUUGAUACUGUUGAAAGAAGUUUUAAAAUCGACAAGAAUAUGGUGUUUGCCGGUUCUGCUUUCAUGGGUCUUGAGACUUGGCGUAUUGUGAAUGUCUGAUCGAUUGUAGAUUUCCCAGGUCUAAAACCAUACUGAUAAGGUCCAAUUAGUUGGUUGAUGGUGGGCUUCAGCCUUUCACACAAUACGUGUUAGGACCUUAUAGGCGAUCCAUUCUAGUGAUUAGAACUUAGAAAUGCUUAAAUUUAAAUAAAAAUUACAACAUAUGCAUAUUAAGUGUACCAUAUUGGUGUCCCUGAAAAUAUAUUCUCCAAGCAAUUGGUCCAUCACGUCCACUCCUCCUUUUGUCUUGUUAUAAAACUCGAUCAUCAUCGUCAUGCAUUGAUGAUAGUAAUAUAACUGCUUUGUUUUUUUUUUCGGCACAUAGGAGCAUAUGGAUAUGUUGGGCCUAAAACCGAAUGUACUUGACUUCUCUGCACGAUCUUUGUGUGCCAAAAUCCCCUUUGGUAUGUAGGGCUUAUUUUUCCGCAGAGUUCCAAUUGCCGUCAAAUUCAUGGAUGACAAGCUUUCCAGUAGAUUUAGGGAUGUAAAAAAAUUGCCCAUCGAUAUAUUUCGGCCGGUUCCAUGAGAGCGGCUUACUAAAUCCUUCACCACGCAUUCACCCUAGUUAGUUUCCCGUCCCGUAGGUGCUUGGCCAGUAUAUAUUUGUCCAUACAGUGGAUAUGCGUUUUUGGCAUCAAACGAUUUGAUGUCAUAUUUUGCCGGUUUCGAUGGGAUGUAUUGCGUGAAACGGGUGCGGCCACGAUAUGGAAAGAGCUGCUCGUCUACCGUAGAUUUUCACUUGGCUUAUAUGACUGCUCAAAGUUGUAGUUCAUCAUGGUCCACAGCUCCGAUAUUGGUGCAGCUUUGUCAGUUACCAAACGUUGUGCCCGUGUGUUGCCAUCGUCAAAUCUUAUACAUCGCAGUAUGGCCUGAAAGCGGUUAAUGCCCAUUGACGCACGAUAUAAUGGAUAAUUUUCCACCGACCACAAGUCCGGCGCACAUUCGGCAUUGCUGCGGUUAGCGCCAGUCAUAAUAAGCACUCCAAUGAACGCAGACAUUUCGCUCAAAGUAACCUUCUUCCAUGUUUUUGGUUCCGCCUCUGGAUGUUUUGCGUUUAAUUCCGCAUAUGUAGCUUCUGCUUUUUUGUUGGUGCAGCGUACUAUAAUGUCCACCAUUUCCGGAGUCAUAAAACAUUUAUACGUAUUGACUAUUGACAUCAUAGUAGUUGAUCUUGCGGGCCCACUUCGCUGUCGCAAAAUAUUUUGUUGCCUAGUUUGGCGUGCAAGGCGUGGCUGUGAGCUCCAUAUGGUACCAUCACGUGCUACGAAUUCAGCUGCACGCAAAUUAAUCUCCUCAGAAUCAUCUGCAGCAUCGGAUUCAUUGUCAGAUUCUUCGUAAUCAGCCUCAUCUACCUGGGCAUUGUCAAUUGUGUAAUCAGGGCCUUCUACAUCCGAUUCAACCACGCCAUCUGCUACUGCUACUUGUUCACUGUCAUCCCCUUCAGGGUCGGAAAAUUCAAAUAAUUCAUCAUCUGAGAUUUCGUCAAACAGGUUUUGUAUGUACUGCUCUUUUUCAGCGUCAGAUAAUCUAAAUAAAAAUAAUUAAUUU